CUCGUGGGACCACUUGACGACAAGUCGACCUCUGUGACUCCACAGAGCCACAUGGUCUGAGCAGCACAGUGAAAUGAAGUUGGUUUGGUUUUUGUAUUUUGCAGUCCCGCUGCUGGAGGCGGCGCAGUUGUGUCAGAAGGACGUCUACGGCGUCAGACGCUACAACGGCAAGGUGUGCGCCAGCACCACGCGAUAUGUUGACGGCCACCGUGGUGCCUGUGGCUGUGGACCCCGCAACACUGACACCCCCUUCACCUGGAACAUGCAGCAGUUUCUGACAGCACCGUCAGAGAGGUACUUUGACAACGGCGGCAGCAGUCUGUGGUGUGGACGCAACUGCGGAAAAUGUGUGAAACUGACUCCGACAGGUGGUUUUGUACCCGGUGAGGGAGACGCCCCUCCUAACAAUAACUCAAUCGUUUUCAUGGUGACUAAUGCCUGCCCCAUCAUCGGUAAUGAGAAGUGGUGCGGCAUUCAGGGCAAACCAGGAACAAAAAGCGUGAACACAUACGGAUACGAAGUUCACUUCGACUUGCAGAACCAGGCUGGUCAGAUCGACAGAAUUUACUGGAAUAACCCGGAAGUGACGUGGGAAGAGGUCACGUGUCCUAGCAACUAUAAGUCGCUGUGGCUCCAGUGCGAGUGCAGUCGCAGUUCAGGUUAAAAGCAACUGGUCAUGUCAGAGGAUCGGUCGACUACAUUACACUAUUUCAAAUACAUCUCCAGCAUGCAGUUGCUGUGCACAGCCGUGCAAACAUUUUCACUGAAGACAGUAAAGAUCGAACAGAAGAGAAAGUCGAGUAGGUUACAUUUAAAUCGUUGAUGUUAAUGUCGAAGACAGCUCGUGUACAAGUUAAGAUCUUUGCCACUGAAAAAAAGAAAGAAGUGCAAUGUGUUAUAUCUCUCAUACUUUCAUGUACAAAUAAAUUCAGUUUCUGCAUAUAGAAGGCUGUUUGUUGGUUAAUCAGCGAAUGAGUUAAUCAGUUGGUGGGGGGGGGGAGAGAGAGUGAAUAAAGAGAUUUUUUGGAUGCCCGAAGAGACAUUAUCCUCAGAUAGAAAACAGAAUUACAUUAAAAGAUUUUUUUUAAAUCGAUUUUUGGGCAAUUCGGCCAAGUUCACUAUAAACAUACUUAUUUUAUGUCGUGUUGGAAGAUUACAAACAUGCUUCAGAGCUUGUAUACCACGCACCACUAGUUUACUGAAAUCAGCAUUCUUAACAAGUUUAACAUUUUAUGUCACAGCAAACUGGGCUGAGCCUCGGGGGGUUUCUUUGGGUACUCUGGUUUCCUCCC
Pomacea canaliculata is the source of this 1292-nucleotide messenger RNA. Its product is annotated as endoglucanase-like. The transcript is spliced from 4 exons. The record is from RefSeq and is a predicted model, not a curated record. Bases 74 to 664 code for a protein of 196 amino acids. Lineage: Eukaryota; Metazoa; Mollusca; Gastropoda; Architaenioglossa; Ampullariidae.